Molecule: messenger RNA, 186 nt
Organism: Pseudomassariella vexata
Lineage: Eukaryota; Fungi; Ascomycota; Sordariomycetes; Amphisphaeriales; Pseudomassariaceae
Product: Oligosaccaryltransferase-domain-containing protein
Exons: 1
Coding region: 1-186 (61 amino acids)
Cellular component (GO): oligosaccharyltransferase complex
Source: RefSeq, a predicted model, not a curated record
AUGAUUUCCGACGACGACCUCUACCGCCUUGCCAUCUUCCUUGGUUCGGUGGCCAUGGUUCUCAUUGUUGUCUAUCAUUUCUUUGAAGUCAACUCGGAGGAUAGCGCGCUGGCCGAGAAAGCUGUCAAAGUACAGCCUGCGCAACAAGCCCCGGCCGUGGGAAAGCAGUCGAACGUGGCAAAAUGA